AUAUUUUUCAUUUUCAUUUGAUCACUACAGUUUUUGUGUUUGCGACUGUUUACUUUAUUCAUAAGCAAAAGAAACAAGUACAUAAAUCAAGUUAUCCAACAUGAAAUUUUUGGUUUUUGCGUUUAUUCUCGCCUUCAUGUGCAUUGGUCAGAUUGAGAGUCAACAAUGUCACCUUCGAGAGCUUGAUCUUUGCGCUGCAACUUUAUUGGUUUUUACCAAUAAUCCUUCAGAUGCUACUGGAACUGACGAAGAAAUUGAGCGACAAUGUGGAUUUAUCCGUGAAGCCGAGGAAUGUCACAGAAACUUUACCACCCAAUGUGCCACAGAAUCUCAGAGAGAAUUAAUUGAAUUCCUUGGAAGUGGAGUUAAAAAAGUUGCUGAUGAGUUCUGUACUGCUGGAACCAAAUUACGGGAAGACUACAAGAAACAUGCUAAAUGUGUCUCCGAAUCACGAAAAGACUCAAAGACAUGUACAAAAGACUUGAAAGCAGCUCUGGAAAUAAUCUCUGACAUUCAAUGGGACAAACGUAUCUCAACCAGUUGUUGUGCCUUUAAACGUUUCGAGGAUUGUGUAACCACCAAUCUACGAACCAAAUGUGGCGAUGAAGCUGUUGAAAUUAGCCGUAAAUUGGUACGUCUGGCUGCAUCAAGAUUACCCGAGAUUGUCUGUCAAUCUUACAAAGGAGACAAAUGUACAGGUUUACUUCCACCUUCUGGAACUGCACCGACUGGAGCUAAAUCGAAUAGUAUAUUGUCAAGAGUUUUCUCAACUUAUGUUGGAAAUCAAGACUAAAACGCUAACCAACUUGUACCGCCGAUCACUGGGACCAAUUCCUAUCUUGUAAUGUUGUGUGUUACAUUAUAUUUAUUUUUUAUCCAUUCCAGUCAAUAUUCCCAAAAUGAGACUUCAUGGGCUCAUCACUUUGGCUUAUUUUCUCACAGGUUUGAUAGUUUGUGUUAAUUUACUGUCAUUGAAUCAACAUUGAAUUUUAAUCUGAUGAAGAUUCCUCCUGCACCAUUCUAGGUUAGACCUCUAACUAUCGACAAACUAGUCCCGAACAAUAAUCCUUGACGAACAUCAGUUCUAAACUUGAGCUAACAGACCCAAUCAGGUUAAAUUUUAUUAGCGACCUUAACAAAGUCUCAUUUUGGGAAUAUUGAUUGUGAUUGUUAUUCACAAACAAAUCAUGUCAUCCUUUUUAGUUCCUGAAAAUUAUUUUCUCCCUUUACAUUAUUCCCAUGUAAUAACUUUUGGAUAGUGAUUCAAUUUUAAUAUUAAAUAAUUUUUUACCAAAAUCUUUAAACCAUAU
Molecule: messenger RNA, 1310 nt
Organism: Tetranychus urticae (two-spotted spider mite)
Lineage: Eukaryota; Metazoa; Arthropoda; Arachnida; Trombidiformes; Tetranychidae
Source: RefSeq, a predicted model, not a curated record